CACGCUGAACAGGAUUGAAGAUUAGUUUGUCUGUGUCAGACGGAGAAUGUGAUAGUUUUUGUUGCGUGUAAUGUUGGCGCGGACUGAGAACUGAGAGGAUCCUUCAGGUCGAGAUGGUUGAAGAGAAAAUGGGGGAGUGCUUCAGUCAAACCAAGGAUCAGUUUGAUAACCUAGAAAAGCACACGCAGUGGGGAAUAGACUUUGUGGAGAAAUACACCAAAUUUGUGAAGGAAAGAUCAGAGAUCGAGCUUAACUAUGCAAGACAGAUCAGGAAUCUGUCCAAGAAAUACCAGCCUAAGAAGAAAGAUGAAGACGAAAACAAGUACACGUGGUGUCGCGCGUUUCAUUCGACGCUGAACGAGCUGAACGACUACGCCGGCCAGCAUGAGGUCAUCGCCGAGAACAUGACGUCACAAAUCAUCACCGAGCUCACGCGAUACACGCAGGAGCUCAAAACGGAGAGGAAAUCGCAUUUCCACGAUGGACGGAAAGCGCAGCAACAGGUCGAAGCCAGUUGGAAGCAGCUGGAGGCGUGUAAAAGGAAGUUUGAGCGGGAGUGUAAAGAGGCGGACCGAGCGCAGCAGUACUUUGAGAGGAUGGACGCAGACAUCAACGUGACAAAAGCUGACGUGGAGAAGGCACGGCAGCAGGCGCAGAUGAGACACCAGAUGGCUUCUGACAGCAAGAAUGAAUAUUCCUCAUACCUGCAGAAAUUCAACCAGGAACAGAACGAACAUUAUUACACCAUAAUACCCAAUGUUUUCCAGAAGCUCCAGACGAUGGAGGAGAAGAGGAUAGAAAGGAUGGGCGACUCGCUGAAAACGUUUGCAGACGUGGACCGACAGAUUUUGCCCAUCAUCGGGAAAUGUCUCGACGAAAUGACGCAGUCGGCCGAAUCCAUCGACUCCAAGACUGAUUCAUCUCAGGUCAUAGAAUCAUACAAGUCUGGCUUCGAGCCUCCAGGAGACGUGGAGUUUGAAGACUACGGUCUGCCGAUGAAGAGAACAGUGUCUGAGACCAGUCUCACCAACUCACGCCCGGACAAAGCAGACCGGUCCAGUAGGGGAAAGAGUAAAACUAUCUGGCCUUUCAUUAAGAAAAACAAGCUUAUGUCCCUGUUAACAUCUCCCAUACCCCGCCAGUCCCCCCCUGAACCUCCCUCACCUUCUGCUGUGACCCCUGACCCCUGCCCCACUCCCCAGACCCCCAAACAGUCCAAGGAGCCCCUGUCCCACCGAUUCAACGACCUUGUGACCUCCAAGCCCAAAAUAAACUGCCUCAGGAGCCUCCGGCGAGGGUCUGCCCAGUCUCUAUAUUAUAAUAAAGAGAUAAUGAAGAGGACUCUCGGCCGGCCUACAUAUGCGUUUGAGGCCAGGCAAUAUAUUCUGUCUCUGAAGCUGCUCUCACUCAAUGCCCACGUGCGGAACCUUAUUGAGGGUUCGAAUCCUGAAGAUUUCAGUCAUUUGCCUCCAGAACAGAGAAGAAAGAAACUUCAGGCUAAGAUAGACGACAUCAAUAAAGACGUACAGAAAGAGAUGGAUCAGAGAGAUGCUUUGACUAAAAUGAAGGAGGUGUAUGUGAAGAACCCACAGAUGGGGGAUCCCAACAGCGUGGACCCCCGGUUAGCAGAGAUCGCCCAAAAUAUUGAGAAACUGCAGGCGGAGGCUCAGAAGUUUGAGGGCUGGUUAGCGGAAGUAGAAGGAAGGAUGCCAGUGAAGAGUGACCCUGCGCGGAGGACGAGCACACUGUUCGAGACCCAAAACAGCACACCACCCACCACCAACAACAACUGCGCACAGGAUAGAGAGAGCAGUCCGGAUGGCAGUUAUACAGAGGAACAGAGUACUGAGGUCCAGAGUAAAGUCAUACCAGAAGUGCCAGAGUUUGACGAGUUCGAUGACGCAGAUGAAGACAUGCUACCGACCAUCGGCACCUGCAAAGCCCUUUAUCCAUUCGAAGGUAGUAAUGAAGGUACCAUCGCUGUGGCAGAGGGUGAGCUCUUGUACGUAAUAGAAGAAGAUAAAGGUGACGGAUGGACGCGUGUUAGGAGAAAUGAGGAAGAGGAGGGUUACGUCCCCACAACCUACGUCGAGGUCUUUCUGGACUCCAACGCCAAAGAUUCGUAAAGUGUGGAAGGAGGACUCAGUGGUGCAGGGCAAACAGCAGCCGCAUGUGGGGGAAACUACAACCUACACUUCAUGGCCACCAUAGAGUGAGACAGACAGAGAGAGAGAGAGAUUAUAGAGGUCUGUCGGCCUAAACGCAUUUGUAACUCUCCUGCUGUAGAGAGAAACGGCAAAUCAGAGGAAUGAGAACUAUUAUGACAUUAGAUUUAUUACCUGUUUGAUAUUUUAUAAUGAGGUUAAUAUGAUCUGCAUAUAUAUCAUUUUGCUUUACGGCUGAGCUUCGCUGAACAGUGCUAAAUUUCCUCCUGCCUGUGUGGAUGACUGUACGUAUGCGUGUGUUCGUCUUGUUUGUGAUUCCCUGAUAGGUCCCAAACUAAAAUCUACGCCAAACCCUGGAAACGUGGCCUGUAAAAGGAGCUAAGUUUGCAGUACCUCAUCUGCCUGAGAAUUUAAUCUCUUACAUUUACAUACUCUUCCAUACAAAGUUACAGAAGCAGAACUUGAUUUGGUUAAUUUAUGCUUAGAUCUAAAAGAAACAAAACGACGAUGCUAACCAUGACGUAUUAUAAAAUUUACACACUCAAGGGCUCCUUUAUCAGGCCACACCUCUUUAAUCCAAUGAUUUCAUCUCCGAGAGAUAACAACUGCUAGCCAUUGGUUGCUAACAUGGCUGUCACAGAUCGUAGGGGCGGGGCUUCACUGGCCAACAGCAUGCCUGCUUGCCCUGGCACCUCCUCUGUCUCCACCCUUCCAGUGCACUUAACUGUUUGUCUGUUAACCGUUCAUCCUUUCUAACUCCCAUUAUUUUACACAUCUCCCUUGUUUUGCCGUCGUGCCCUGACGUGAUGUGCGUUUUCCUUCAUCCAGUGACGUGUCUCGCUUUUCUCACACUCAAGCAAGCACUGCUUUGAUUUGCUGGAUGGAGAGCAGCUUUUUCUGUUAACAGAAUAUACAGACAUGAAUAAACAUGAUGAUGUCCUGUUGAUACGUAUUUAUUGUGACGGAUGUUAUGUGUUCACGGUUUUACCCUGUGGAGCAGCCAGCCGAGAACCUCACAGGAAUUCCAUAUGAAAUGUGGGAGUUUUAUAUGUUAUGGUUAAAUGUAUCCUGAGCCAAAUGUACAGGUUAACCAGAAAAAUAAUGUGCAUCAGCUGCGUGGCCUUCAUAUCUGAACCUGAAUAUUUAAGAGACUGGACUCCAUGCUUGAGGUUUUAACUGAUUUGUUUUCCUUUUUUUGUGAUUUCUGUGGUUUGACAGUUUUCUUUUUUCUGUAAAAUCUGUGAAGAGACUUUUUUAUUUUUUCCCAAUGACUACUCGCAACUCCCGGAGGCACAUAUUCAUUUUGACUUUUCUUUUCUAUUUUUUUUAAUUCUCUCACAUGUCAUGUUGGGUCCAGAAGAGGUUUAAGUGUUUUUCUAGUGUUUGUUUUCCUUAAGUAGGGUUUAAGUUUUGUAAAUCUAGGCCUGGUUUCACAGACAUGGCUUACGCCUUAGUUAAAUUAUAAGAAUUAAGUAGCAUUUAUAAAAAUGCCUUAGUAAAAGCUUUGCCAGUGUGAAUCUUAAGACAAAACAAUAGCACUGACAUGUUUAAGGAUUUGUCACAGCACGUUAUUUUCAGUUAAGACAGCUCAAAUUUGCAUUUUAGUCUGGGACUAGGCUUAAGCCUUGUUUGUGAAACCGGGCACUAGUUUUUCUCAUGACACAAAACUGCUAUUUAAAGGUGAAGUGUAUCAGUUUUCUCUCCUGUUCUUGCUAAAUAUGCAGAGAAAUCUGAACAUAUAGGACGCUGUGGCACUAUCAAAGAUCUUAAAACAGCUCUGUUUGUUUGAGCUUCCUGUCCUGGCUCACAAAGCAACAUUAGCUCAACCAAAUCUGUUUGUCCGAACAAUGGUGUUGAGUGUUCGAAUUUUUUUGCAAUUCCGUUAGGUGAAGCUGGGAGCUCAUAAUCAACACACUUCACCUUUAAUGCUUAAGGCUGUCUAUAACCACUAUUAAUGAGUUAUACGAUUUUUUGUUGAAUAAUUGCACAGCCUAUCCUUAAAACGGACUGACUCUGAUGGAACUGUAAAUAUGAAAAUGUGUUAUUAAUGAGAAUGUUUUGAAGAAGAAAACAUUUCAUUGUCUUGGAGGGAAACAUCAUUACUCUUGUCUUCCAAAAACAUUCUUUGAGUGAAAAAUCAAUUCAUUAUUUUAACAUUUCCACCUUUUAACCUAUGCUGUCUGUCACCAUAUGGCAAAAAUACACCUUUACAAAAGAAGUGAGCUCAUAUUUGGCCCGUGACAAAAUCCACGCUCCCAACCUGCUCUACAAAACACCAUUCCCAAAUAAGAGAAUUAUAAAUAUAUGUAUAUCUAUACGUGCAAGUCUAUAAAUGAGAGUGAACUAACAAACCACGAUAAGAGUCUAUUUUUAAAUUUUGAUCAAUAAAAAUGUCCAAAUUUCUUUUCUCUGCUUUGCUAAAUGAAUUUAACCUUUUGGUGGGAUCUGCCAACUGUUUGUUUUGCACUUUUUGUUUGUUUGUUGUUUGUUAAAUGCUUCUGUUUUGAGCACUGAAUACUUUGUAUGUGUUAACUGUGCCAAUUAAAAUAGAGGGAAAAUC
Triplophysa dalaica is the source of this 4725-nucleotide messenger RNA. It is a transcript of the gene fnbp1b, whose product is annotated as formin-binding protein 1. The record is from RefSeq and is a predicted model, not a curated record. Bases 114 to 2126 code for a protein of 670 amino acids. Gene Ontology annotation, biological process: signal transduction. The transcript has 19 exons. NCBI's taxonomy places the organism in Eukaryota, Metazoa, Chordata, Actinopteri, Cypriniformes, Nemacheilidae. Gene Ontology annotation, molecular function: protein binding.